This is a messenger RNA of Sinocyclocheilus grahami, 4360 nucleotides long. RefSeq names its product NACHT, LRR and PYD domains-containing protein 12-like. The transcript is spliced from 14 exons. NCBI's taxonomy places the organism in Eukaryota, Metazoa, Chordata, Actinopteri, Cypriniformes, Cyprinidae. The coding region runs from base 5 to 3655 and encodes 1216 amino acids. Gene Ontology annotation, molecular function: protein binding. The record is from RefSeq and is a predicted model, not a curated record.
GUCAAUGUAUCGUCCAAUUCAAUUCAGCUCGGGAGACUCAUCUGCUGAUCUGAGUCAAAAACCUAAAGAAUCAGAAUCAUCUACAGCAAAGAAGAAUUUAAACUCCAUUUUCAAGGAGCUUGAGCAGAAAAUCAUCUCUGUAAUGAAGACUGAGCUGGAAUGUUUUAGAAGACUGUUGAGUCCAGAUUACACAGAAUGCUCUGAAAGAGACCGUUAUGAUGAUGAGGGUCAUAGCAGAGUCAGAGAAGGGCUUCUGAAGAUCACACUGCACAUCCUGAGGAAGAUGAACCAGACAGACCUUGCUAACACACUACAGACCAAACUGAUGCCUGUGUAUCAACAAAAACUCAAAUCCAGACUACAGGAUAAAUAUCAGAGAAUCAAUGAAGGAAUGUCCAAUCAUGGAGACUCAACACGUCUGAAUGAGAUCUACACAGAGCUCUACAUCACAGAGGGAGGCAGUGGUGAGGUCAAUAAUGAACAUGAGGUGAGACAGAUUGAGACAGUGUCCAGGAGACCAGAGACACAGGAAACACCAAUCAACUACAAUGGCAUAUUUAAACCCUCACCUGGACAAGACAAACCCAUCAAAACUGUGCUGACUAAAGGAGUCGCUGGAAUUGGAAAAACAGUCUCUGUGCAGAAGUUCAUUCUGGACUGGACUGAAGGAAAAGCAAAUCAGGAUGUUCAUUUUAUAUUUCCACUUCCUUUCAGGGAGCUGAAUUUGAUACAGAAAAAUCUCAGUCUUUUGGAUCUUCUAAACCACCUUCACACAGAAACCAAAGAAAUUAAAUCAACAGAUUAUGAUGACUACAAAGUCAUGUUCAUAUUUGAUGGUCUGGAUGAGUGUCGGCUCCCUCUAGAUUUCCAAAACAAUCCAAGCUUGUCUGAUGUAACAGAAUCAGCCUCAGUGGAUGUGCUGCUGACCAACCUCAUCAAGGGGAAUCUACAUCCUUCUGCUCUCCUCUGGAUCACCUCUCGACCAGCAGCAGCCAAUCAGAUCCCUCCUGAGUGUGUCCACCAGGUCACAGAGGUACGAGGAUUCAACGACCCUCAGAAGGAGGAAUAUUUCAGGAAGAGAAUAAAUGAUCCAAGUCUGGCUGAUAGAAUUGUCACACACAUCCGAUCAUCAAGAAGUCUGUUCAUCAUGUGUCACAACCCAGUCUUCUGCUGGAUUUCAGCCACUGUUCUGGAGAGGAUGAUGGGUAAAGCAGAGAGUGCAGAGAUUCCCAAGACUCUCACACAAAUGUUCACACACUUCCUGAUCUUUCAGACCAAACUGAAGACACAGAAGUAUGAUGGGAAAUAUGAAAUAGAUCCUGAUCAGGUUAGAAAGACUAUUCUUUCUCUAGGAAAACUGGCUUUUGAACAGCUGGAAAAGGGGAACCUGAUCUUCUAUGAAGAGGACCUGAAAGAGUGUGGCAUUGACGUUAGAGAAGUGUCAGUGUACUCAGGAGUUUGUACCCAGAUCUUCAGAGAGGAGUCUGGAUUGCAGCUGGGGAAGGUGUACAGCUUUGUUCAUCUGAGUAUUCAGGAGUUUCUUGCUGCUUUAUUUAAGCUGCUGUCUUUUUCUGAACAUAACACAGGACUGUUGAAUAUGUUUGGGUCACCAAUGACCAGUUUACUGAAGGGAGAGGUGGACAAGGCCUUACAGAGGGAGAACGGACACUGGGACCUUUUCCUCCGGUUCCUUCUUGGUCUCUCACUAGAGUCUAAUCAGACUAUCUUACAAGGCCUCCUGAGAAAGACAAUAAGCAGCUCAGACAACAAUCCGGAAACAGCUGAAUACAUCAAACAGAAGAUCAGGGAGAAUCCCUCUCCAGAUAAAUCCAUCAAUCUGUUCCACUGUCUGAAUGAACUGAAUGAUCGCUCACUGGAGCAGGAAGUCCAAACAUACCUGAGCAGAACAGGUGCCCGUUGCCUCUCUGGAGUCAGACUAUCUCCUGCUCAGUGGUCCGCUCUGGUGUUUAUGCUGUUGAACUCAGAAGAAGAGCUGGAUGAGUUUAAACUGAAUAAAUAUGAUUCAUCAGAAGAAUGUCUCCUGAGGCUGCUGCCAGUAAUCAAAUCAUCUAGAAAGGCUGACCUUUCCAACUGUCAUAUUACACAGGAAGGCUGUGCUGCUCUGAGUUCAGCUCUGAGAUCAAACCCCUCACACUUGACAGAACUAAAUCUGAGUGAUAAUAAUCCAGGAGAUUCAGGAGUGAAGCUGCUCUCUGCUCUACUGGAGGAUCCACACUGUAAACUGAAGAAACUACAGCUGUGGGGCUGCAGUAUUGGAGAAGAAGGCUGUGUUGCUCUGAUUUCAGCUCUGAAAUCAAACCCUUCACACCUGACAGAACUGAAUCUGAACUUUAAUAAACCAGGAGACUCAGGAGUGAAGCUGCUCUCUGCUGUACUGGAGGAUCCACACUAUAAACUGGAGAAACUACAGCUGAGUUCCUGCAGUUUUAGAGAGGAAGGAUGUGCUGUUCUGAUUUCAGCUCUGAGAUCAAACCCCUCACACCUGAGAGAACUGAAUCUGAACUGUAAUAAACCAGGAGAUUCAGGAGUGAAGCUGCUCUCUGCUCUACUGGAGGAUCCACACUGUAAACUGCAGAAGCUACAGUUGUGGGACUGCAGCAUUGGAGAGGAAGGCUGUGCUGCUCUGAUUUCAGCUCUGAGAUCAAACCCCUCACACCUGACAGAACUGAAUCUGAACUGUAAUAAUCCAGGAGAUUCAGGAGUGAAGAUGCUCUCUGCUCUACUGGAGGAUCCACACUGUAAGCUGCAGAAACUACUGCUGUGGAGCUGCAGUAUUGGAGAGAAAGGCUGUGCUGCUUUGAUUUUAGCUCUGAGAUCAAACCCCUCACACCUGACAGAACUGAAUCUGAACUGUAAUAAUCCAGGAGAUUCAGGAGUGAAGCUGCUCUCUGCUCUACUGGAGGAUCCACACUGUAAACUGAAGAAACUACAGCUGUGGAGCUGCAGUAUUGGAGAGAAAGGCUGUGCUGCUUUGAUUUUAGCUCUGAGAUCAAACCCCUCACACCUGACAGAACUGAAUCUGAACUGUAAUAAUCCAGGAGAUUCAGGAGUGAAGCUGCUCUCUGCUCUACUGGAGGAUCCACACUGUAAACUGAAGAAACUACAGCUGUGGGACUGCAGUAUUGGAGAGGAAGGCUGUGCUGCUCUGAUUUCAGCUCUGAGAUCAAACCCCUCACACCUGACAGAACUGAAUCUAAGUCGUAAUAAACCAGGAGACUCAGGAGUGAAGCUGCUCUCUGCUCUACUGGAGGAUCCACACUGUAAACUGCAGAAACUACAGCUGUGGGACUGUACUAUUGGAGAGGAAGGCUGUGCUGCUCUGAUUUCAGCUCUGAGAUCAAACCCCUCACACCUGACAGAACUGAAUCUGAACUAUAAUAAACCAGGAGAUUCAGGAGUGAAGCUGCUCUCUGCUCUACUGGAGGAUCCACACUGUAAACUGAAGAAACUACAGCUGUGGCGCUGCAGUAUUGGAGAGGAAGGCUGUGCUGCUCUAAUUUCAGCUCUGAGAUCAAACCCCUCACACCUGACAGAACUGAAUCUGAGCUAUAAUAAACUAGGAGAUUUAGGAGUGAAGCUGCUCUCUGCUCUACUGGAGGAUCCACACUGUAAACCGGAGAAACUAUAUAUUUGACAGUGGAAACUCCACAAGCUCCAAACAAGUGAAUCAAAACAACACGUCCUGAACAAGACUGUCACCUGGACAAAUGCUAAUACUGAUCCAGCAGUUUAAAAGAACAGAACAGUAUUAACAUAUUCUAGUUUUAUUCCAAACACUAGGUACUUGGAGUAUACAGAAUGAGUAUAAUAGUUAAUUUUUUAAAAUGUUAAUACUGUAGACUGAGCCAUUAAUAUAGUCCCUCCAAGUGAAAUGCCAGCUGUUUGUCCAUCAUCAUUCAUUCAUUAAAACAUAAAUCAAAACAAAAAGUCAAAUACUAUAAUAAUCCUCAGUGAGAGAAACACCAGUAUGUAAAUGAGUAAUUUUCAAAACUGGAAAAUAGAGUGAGAUACCUACAUACUGUAGUUUCUAAACUAGACACAAUAUACAUGACAACAAUCAGAAAUUCAAGUUCAAACUUGAUAAAACUCCAGGAAUGCAGGGAAUAACACCUGCAGGAGAAUAUUUAUUUUUAUUCCAAUUUAUUUUCCCUUGUCUUCCUUUUGAUUGUAUUAUUAAACAUAUGUAUUGUUUUAAUUUCAUUUUGUAUUAUUGUUGUUUAAUGUUUAGCACAUUUCCAUGUUCUGAAGCUGUAAAUGUUUUGGUAAAUCAUUUGUAUGUUGUUUUUCAUGCCAAUAAAACAACUGAACAACAACUGUGUUUGUAUGAGCGACAGCGCUC